Molecule: messenger RNA, 318 nt
Organism: Megalops cyprinoides (Indo-Pacific tarpon)
Lineage: Eukaryota; Metazoa; Chordata; Actinopteri; Elopiformes; Megalopidae
Gene: insl5a
Product: insulin-like 5a
Exons: 2
Coding region: 1-318 (105 amino acids)
Cellular component (GO): extracellular region
Molecular function (GO): hormone activity
Source: RefSeq, a predicted model, not a curated record
AUGAGGGAGCUGCUGGUGUGUGUGCUGCUGCUGUGUGUGCUGUGCGCGGGGGCCCAGGCACAGGGCGACGUCAAGUCCAUCAAGCUGUGCGGCCGCGAGUUCAUCCGCGCCAUCGUCUACACCUGCGGGGGGUCCCGGUGGAGGAGGCUUCUCAGGGAACGGGAGCUGCCAGGUUUGGGCAGCGAGGACCAGAACGACUUUGGGGUCCUUAGCAAUGGUCCUGGGACAGAGCUGGCCCGACGGGACAUAAACCAGAUGCUGACGACCAUGUGCUGUCAGGUGGGCUGCAGCAAGAAAGACCUCACCUUCCUUUGCUGA